UUUUUAUUGCUAUAAGCUGUUUAAGAAAAUGAAAGUAGAAAACAAACCCACGUGAAAAUUAAUAAUUUAAUUGAAUCUUUCAGCUUUAACUUCAAGAUGUGUCCAUUGUUUCUUAGAUACACAUAUCCUUAUUUUACACAGAAAUAAUGAGUUUAACAUCGAUUUAUCACACUGGACCUGUGACAGCUCUACAUUGCCAUGGUAACAUAAUUUUGGCAGGAAUUGGCAGUCAGAUACAUGUUUAUAGUAUACACAAUACAAAACUGCAUCAAUCAAUAGACAUCCUACCUGCCAGGGUUGUUCAUGGUAUUAAGCAAGUAUUUGAUGAUGGUGCAUCAACAAAGCUAUGUGUGUUUGGUCAGAAGUGUUUACGCUUGGUUGAAGUUAAUGACCUUUCCCUGACAAUCAAGCCUUUAAAUGAUCCAUUAGAAUUUUCUGAUUGGAUAUGGGAUGUUUCCUGGAUUCAGGAUUCACUGUCAAGCAGGUUGCUAUGUCUGGCACUUGGUCAUAAUGUUAUUGUAACAUAUGAUGUAGACAAAUUUAGUAUAACAAAUAGUGUUCAUUGUCAAGAAAAAUGUAUUUUAUAUUGUGCAAAGUUUCUGACUUCAAAGUCAGACUGUGUCAUAUUAGCUUCUGGUACAGUUUUUAAUCAAGUGGUAAUAUGGAGUGCACAGUCUACUGUUAAUACCUCAGGAAGAGUGGAGCCAUUCCAUCGCUUGACUGGUCACCAGGGUGUGAUAUUUUCUAUAGAUUACAAUGAAACAUUAAAGUUGAUCUGUUCUGUAUCUGAUGAUCGCAGUAUAAGGUUGUACAAGGUGAAGUUUCCUGGAGAAAAUACUGGACAGUCUCUUGAAGACUGGGAGAAAAUGGAGACCAGUUUGUUGCAUGUACUAUAUGGACAUUCGGCAAGAGUUUGGGAUGUAAAACUACUUUCAACAAGCUUUGUCAGUGUUGGUGAGGACUCCACAUGCUGUAUAUGGUCAUAUGAAGGUAAAGUAUUGAAGAAUUUCAAAGGUCAUAAAGGAAAGAGUAUAUGGAGCAUCUGUGUGGACAAGGGAGAGCACUUUGUAAUAACUGGUGGUGGAGAUAACUCUGUCAGACUGUGGAAUCUUCAUCAUGAAGAUAGAGAAAACAAAGACAAGCUCACAAAAUCUGUGGAUUUUCAGCUUGAGGAAGAUGACUUUCCCAGGAACACUAUGUUGUUAGAUGUGGACAGAAUACUGGCAAUAACAAAUGCAGGGAAACUAGUUCUGUACAACCAGAAGUCAGGUCAGUGUAGUCACCUCAUGUCUGAUGAAAAGUUUGGAUCAUACACAGUGAUGAGCGUAUCACCUACAAGUCAAUAUAUUGCUAUAGGCAACAUUCAUGGAACAUUGAGAAUACUUCAUGUGUCAGAAGCGUCCAUGUUUGAUAAAGGGCAGUAUGGGAAAACUGAUGUACAAGUGCAUGAUGGGAAAUUGUUUAGCAUUGUGUGGAUACGGGAAGAUACAGUGCUGACUACAGCAGCACAAGGCAUGGUUAAUAUGUGGAAAAUUACAAACCAUGAUGAUGAGAUUAAUGUUGAUAUGACCUUCACAUUUAUCCUACCUCCAAGCAAACAUUGUUGGGUUUCCACGGCAACAAUAGCCCUUGACGACACAAGGAUUGUGGUGGGUGAUCGCACUGGCAGUCUUUUUCUGUACAAACUUAUAGAGGAAAAAAAAACCGGAGAACUUGUUCAAACAUUCCCGAAGAUUCAUGGUAAAGCAGGUGCUACAUUUCUAUGUUGCUGUGACAACCAUGUAUAUUCAGCUGGGCGAGAUGGUAUGUACAGAAUGUUUGUAUGGACCGAAGUUGGAGAGCUAGAACUAUUACAUAAUAACAGAGUGUGUAAAAGUUUUGAAUGGUUAGAAAAGCUGGAGUUUACAGAUGAUGAUGAUAUACACAUAUAUGGAUUUUAUACAAACAUGUUUAUUAUUUGGAGUGUAAGACAGAAUCAGAAGUUACUAGAGAUAGAAUGUGGUGGUGGACAUAGGGCCUGGGAUUACCGUUGCCAUGGUAGCAGUGCUGCAUUUGUGUAUGUCAAGACUAGAGAGGUCAAGGUCACAAAUGUUGAAAUGAGGUCAAAUCAGGUCAUUGUGAAGAAAUGUUUACAUGGAAGAGAGUUAUGUGAUGCCAAACAUAUUUGCUUGGGGUAUGAUGGUAAUGAUCUACCAGUGAAUGUCAUUGUAACCUGUAGUGAAGAUACAUCUGUAUGUCUGUCUGUCCUAACAUAUGAAAAUGGUAUUCCUCAGUUGGAUGUAUACCAUAAUCUCACUGGUCAUAUCUCAACUGUGAGGUGUCUGUAUGUCUGCUCAUCUAGUCAAGCUAUAAAACAGGCCCCUGCUGCGCAAAUGGAAAACCCUAAUAUACACAGGAAGUUGAUCUUUAGUGGUGGAGGUAGAGCUCAAUUAAGAGUGUUGAUCAUAGAAGUCAAAUUUUUAAACAAGGUUAAUGGGGAAAAGAAUAAAAUUAAAGAUGCGGAUAAUAUAAGGGGGACAACUAAUUCUAAAACAUGUGAUAAAGAUAACUCUUGUACUACUAUGGGGAAUGUUGAAAGAGAUACAAGUGAACAGUUGCAGAAAUGUGUAAAUGUACAUGAAAACACUGUGGUUGAACAUAUACAUUCCGAUAAAGAUAGCUUCAAGGCUAACACCACAUAUGAAAAUAAUGAUAGUGAUUUAUUAGAUAUCUGUGAUAAAAAUGUCAAAGGAAAAGUUGAAUAUGAAAUAGAUUAUAUAUGUCUAGCUGGGCUACAGUUAAGUGAAUUGAAACGAAAGUGCAAGAAACUUUGGAGGCAGCCAUUUAAUAAUUCUGACCCAGAGACUAGGAUACUUGACCUUUCAGUGGUGACCCCAAAUGAAUUAGGUCAAAAAGAGUCAAGGUCACUGUAUUUUAUAUCAGCUGCUUGCUCGGAUGGAUAUUUAAGGUUGCUUGCAUUUGAUGAAAUGUCAAGAGUGUUAACGCUGGUAGCAUCAUCUCCCUAUCAUGAUCAUUGUGUUCUUAAAACAAGUCAUGUGAUUCUACCAAAUGCUCACAUGACACAGCCAUGUGACCAAGAUCAUGUGACAGAAAGUGACCAAUGGCCUGUGAGAGUUGUCAUCCUGUCUGCUGCAACAGAUGGAAAAGUUGCAUUCUGGGAUGUGACAGAGAUCUGCAAAGAGUUUACAUCAACUUAUUUUUCUGAAAGUUUAGAAAAUACUGGAAAGAAAGGCAGCAAGGUGGAACAAAAGUUGUUGGACAUGGAUCCCUUUUGUGAUUUAGAACUUCACCAAUCUGGCAUCAAUAGUUUAUACUUUGGAAAAUAUUCAGAUGAAGAAUAUGUUUUAGUAACAGGAGGUGAUGAUAAUGCAGUACAUGUUAAUAUUGUUACCAUAGUUACUGAUGUUGUCACCCAGGUCAAGGUCAUUGCUAAAGGUCAAAAUACAAAUGCACAUUCUGCUCAGAUAACAGGGGCAUGGUAUGUAAUGAAAGACUACAUUGUUACAGCAUCAAUUGAUCAGAGGAUUUGUGUGUGGAAGUUGAUGUUACAGAACUCUGUUAUACAGCUAAAGAUGAUUGGAUGCGUGUGGACAAGUGUGUCAGAUGUAGCCAACAUGGAUGUGUGGAAAGAAAAGACACAUUAUUGCUUGCUGAUAAGUGGAAAUGGAAUGGAGAUUUUCAGACUGGAGUUGUGUGAUCAGUCAGAGGAAGUUGUAAUGACAAAUGUACAAAGUUCUCACAAGACUAUAUGUAAUACCUGGGCAAUUACACAGACUAAAUUAGUGCUCUAAAAUUACCUCAAUGUUUUAUACACUAUUAAGGCACCAUAUAUGUUCUGAAAAUGAGUGUUUAAUGUUGUUGGGGAUUUUUUUAAUUCUGAAAAUGAGUGUUAUGUAUUAUUUAAAUUCUAAAAAUGAGUGUUGUAUGUUAUUUAAAUUCUGAAAAAAAAGUGUUGUGGUCAACGUCUAUUAGAGAAUGAACAUCGAUUUUUAUGCAUUUUAAAAAUGUAAAUAAAUUUUUAGCUGCGUAAAACUUGGGAGGUGAACUACAUAUACAUAUAUACUGUAGAGGCUAUUAUAUUAUUAUGUUAUCAGUAGGAUAUUGAUGCAUGCUACAUGCUAAAUAAUAAUUUGGCAUUUUUAUUACAUGCUUUUCGAUGGUUUAUAGAAAUAUAUCAGUGAUAUAAAACUUUUCACUGUUUUGAAUUUUAGCCCCUUACGUUGUUUCGGUGAAAUACCAGCGUGCACAGUACUGGGAACCAACUUAAUGACAUGAUGUCACAUUGUAUUAUUAUUUGGCGCGCUUUUCAUUCAGUAUUAGGUUAAAUGUCUUUUUAAAACGUUUCUUUGCAUAUAAUAAAAAGAAAAUUGUUUAGUUUAGUGUAAGAUCGAAAUGUAUUUCACCUUGUGAACACCAAAAGUUCAUAUUACACUCGUGGCUGUGCCACCAUGAAAUAUACCUUUUGGUGCUCACACGGUGAAAUAUAUUCCGAUCUUACACUGAACUAAACAAAUAUCCUCUAUAUAUUUGAUAUUGCUUUUACCUGCUGGAACCAAAAGUAAUUAACCUUUGCCACCAGUAUAGAGCAUGGCUACCCUGAAAAUCUGUGCAGUCUUAUCAGGCUCUAUGCUGUUGUUUUUUUUUCAAUUUUUGUAUUUUGAUGUUGAAGUCCCUUAAAUUUUGAAUGGACUGUUCAAAUUAAAAGCUGGGAAAACCUAAUGGUUUUUAGGGUUUAUAUAAUUUACCCAGAAUGAUGAUAUAUACUAUUGAAAAAAUACUGUGAAGACUUUUUAUGUUUUUAUGUAUAAAUCAUUGUGUUUUAUGUAUAAAUCAUGUGAAUACUUGAUUGUUUCUGUAUCUUUAUCACUUUGAAGACUGCUGGAUUUAAAUCAGUUCUGGCUUCAUACGAUUAAACAUGAUGUUGUCCAGAUUAGGGUUCAAAUCAACAGCCCAAUAUUACAGCAAAAGACACUGUUACCACUACACUGUAACCACUUCAUGUCUGCUCCACACUUGGACAUCAGUUUGAGUUUAUGUUUUACACUGUUAAGAUAUCAGAUUAUUUUUUUAUGUCACUUCCAAGUUGUGUAAUAUUUGUUUUCAUGAUAAUUGUGCCUCCAAUAAUAAGUAGACAACAUCUCAGUAAACAUGAUCUCUGGUAGGUUUAUUCAUUUUCAGUCAAUGUGUGUCAAUUACAAUACAAAACAUAAAACAUCAUUCAUAAAGAAAUCAUACAAGUAAUGUAUAUGUAUUUGAGACUAUCUAUUAAGGAUUUAAUAAUUUUAAUAAAGCAUUUCAUUUAGAUAUUUUAAAAAUGUAAUAAACCAAAUUUGAUAACAAUAUUGAUAUAUAUCAUCCAAUAAAACAAGAUGAAGAAAUAUGUCUUGAUUAUUAUUCUUACAAAUGGUUUAUUUAAGUGAGGAAUGGCAUUUAUAAUAUAUAAAGUAUUUGCAAGGCACAUGAAAAGUGCAGGAAUGUUUAACUUGAGAUCAUGUUGUGCUUAAACAAUAAUAGUACUUACUAAUUGUAAAAACAAUUAUUUUACAACAUUGAAACAUAUAUGUUUUACAUUUAGUUUAACAAGAAUUAAUUUUUCUGCAAAUCUUAAUGUUAAUCUUCAAUCUUUUAAAGUACUAAAUAUUUGUAAAAUAACAGAGGUAUGAUAAAUUUAACAAUUAACUGUGAAAUUUCAAAGUACAAAGUAACAUAAAAAAUAUAACGAAUUUAAACAAAACAGAAACUAACAUACCUAGUAUAACAAUAAGUAGACGAUAUCAAAUUUGCAAAAAUUUUAAAAAAUCGCGUGUUUUAACAAAAAUAGUUCUGUUUUUUUUUCUUCUUCUUUAUACAUAAGCUAUAAGCACACAAUUAGGUUUGAUGUAGGAACCUAUGUUUGGUAUUAUACACAUUUUUGCAACAAGCAUUUUUAUUCUAAGUGUUUAACUAAACUAUUAUUAAUUGACUCAAAUCAUAUGAGUCAUGGCAUGCAGGCACUUUUGGACUAAUGUAUUUUCACGGUAUCGCAAAACCGGGCAUAUAUUUUGACGUGAUGUUAUUUGCGUUAUUAUAGCAUAAAAUCGGCUAUUUUCCCCUCUUUUGCCCAUGUUAUAAUGGGACCAAAACCAUGCGUUAACAUAGUCACGCGCUCUUGUAAUAUAGCCCGGUUUCACUUAUAAAUGCGCAAUACAUACAGGGCCCAGUAAACAAACAAAAAAAUGACGAUUUGGCCUGUUUGCCAGAGUCAUGCGCUCUUGUUAUUUUGGAAUUAUUAAUUCGAGGGCCUCAGUCGCAUAACGGCGAGCAGCAUUCAAGUAAUUAUGCCGGCAAUACGGCGUAUAGACAUCGCCGCUUAUCUUGGUUGUCGCCCUUUCUUAGAAACGGACAGUUGUCAAUGUAAACAAAUAGAAUCUGUCAUUCAGUUUAAUCCCCCGAUUAACUUACAAAAAUGGAAAGCACAAAAUGAAUAUAAGAAAACGUUGUUUUAUUGACGUUUAUAUUGAUAAAUGUUCUGUAUGUUUCUUUGAGAGAAUAAUGUUUUAUGCCUGAUUUUUUUU
Molecule: messenger RNA, 6554 nt
Organism: Ruditapes philippinarum (Manila clam)
Lineage: Eukaryota; Metazoa; Mollusca; Bivalvia; Venerida; Veneridae
Product: tRNA (34-2'-O)-methyltransferase regulator WDR6-like
Exons: 23
Coding region: 147-3791 (1214 amino acids)
Biological process (GO): tRNA methylation
Cellular component (GO): cytoplasm
Molecular function (GO): protein binding
Source: RefSeq, a predicted model, not a curated record